GCAACUAAUAGUAUUAAUUAAAAUCAUUGAACAAGCCGAGCUCGGCGAAUAAAUUAUAAUAAUUGACAGUGCGCGAGCGAUAAAUAAAAAAAGGCAGGAAUAAAUACAAAAUAAUGCCGAACAUUGUCGCAAUGAAACUGAGCGCCUGCUAUCCGAUCCUGGCGGGUGAAAAGGGUCACAAGGACGAGGCGAAUAUCUUGGUGCUGGACCAAUUGGCACUGCAGCAACAAAUCACAGCGAAUUUCAUUUUCCAUGCGAUUUCGAACUACAAAAAGACGCCGUCCGAGCGAAAAACCCUGGACUUCAUUGCCAAAAAAUGGCUGCAGAUCCAGAUGCUGUGGCGCGAAUUCCGGCUGAGGGAUAAGCAAAUACGGCGGCGCGGCCACAAGGAUGUGCACUUCCUGGAGCACGGCUACUUCCAGCAGGAGCUCUUCGAGCUGGUCCACGAAAAGUAUUCCACGGCCCGUGGAUGCCUGAGUCGCGACAAAAGAAACCUACGGCCGUAGUUUGUUUGUUCAGCCCACAAGGACAAGGGCCCCAAUAAAAAAGCAUAAAAGGAAAAGCCUGAAAGGGAGCGGCAGGCAAAAGGAUGAGCCAACCAAGAAUCGGACGUGUGAAAACUUAUUCCCCCGAAAAACACGCAUUUCAUACGGGAUUGUGUGAGUGUUUGUGUGUGUGUGUGUGUGUACACACUGCACUGAGUCAACAGUUCUCAUUCCCUGAGAUGAUAUCCGUCAACAGCGAUUCGAUUUCCAUCUCCAUUUCCAUUUCUCCAUUUGGAAAUACCAAUACCAAUACCAAUACCAAUAGCAAUGGGCAAUCAAUCUGACUGGACGGCCAAUGAUUGAUUGCACUCGGCGAAUGCUUAUCACAAUUAUUAUGAUUUGCCAAAAGGUUAUACCAGUCAUGCUGAUGACCUCCAAAUGAAUUGCUAUCCCCCAAGGACAUAAAGAUUUCUAGGUGCACAUGUCCUAGUCACCCUUGAAAUGAAAUUGAAAUUUGAAUAAAAUGCUUAUUAAACUUUACGCCUUCAAUCAGCAA
Molecule: messenger RNA, 1041 nt
Organism: Drosophila ficusphila
Lineage: Eukaryota; Metazoa; Arthropoda; Insecta; Diptera; Drosophilidae
Exons: 1
Coding region: 114-506 (130 amino acids)
Source: RefSeq, a predicted model, not a curated record